GAGUGGUGGAGGGUGGAUGGAGGAGGAGCGACCUCAGUGUGAUUCCUGCUGUCAUGUGACGGAGCUGCAGUAACGUUGUGUGUGACGUGAAGGAAGCUUUGUGCUCAGUGACGCUCCGUGUUCUGUCACUCGGCGGGCGUAGGUAGUGUGGAGACUGGCAGUCCGAUUAUACUGAAUUGACUUUCUGGUGUAUCAUAAAGAACAAAAGUAUUCUUUCAGGCAGCAAAAUAGGAAACUUGAGCCUACCAGCCCCUCCUUUAGAAAAGAGAAGACGGUCGGCGAAAGGCUGCAGCAGUGACGUUUCUGACCUUGAGAUGGCGAGCACUUUCUCUCCCGUCUCGUGGGUUUGACCCCUGACCUGAGCUCAGCACUCGUGACCUGCUGUGACCCGAGACUAUGAGGACCCGACCCGGCGAGGAUGAGUCACUUCCCCCUACGAGGCCCAGAGGUCGUGCGACGGCGCAGCGAGAGGAGCAGGUCGUCAGUAGUGAGCGGGGCCGCUCUCUCCUGUGGCGCCGCGACCCUGGUCUUCGCGCUGGCCUGCUGCCUCGCGCCCGACGGAGCCCACGCCGCCAUCACUAACUACAGAUCAUACUGCGGCGAGUCCGCCUACAGCCACCGGUACUACAUGCGGAUCGUGGGCGGCCGCCCCGUCGUGGCAGGCGAAUGGCCGUGGCAGGUCGCCCUCCAGCAGAAGGAUCCCUACAGCGGCAAGGGCCUCGGCCAGCACUGCGGAGGGACGCUCAUCCAUCCGUCGUGGAUCCUUACGGCUGCACACUGCAUCGUAGACCCCGUGUUCAAGUUCGCGCUGCCGCCCCCCUUCUGGAGCGUCCGCGUCGGGGAGGUGAGUCUCUCGGCCGAAACCCAUCGCCUGUACCCCGUCUCCAAGAUCAUUACGCAUAAGUUCUUCGACUCGGAGACCUGGGACAACGACAUCGCCCUGGUCAAGCUCCGGAAGCCGCUGGACCUCGAGGAGCACGCCGGCCUCGUCAACACCAUCUGCCUGCCGGCGCGCAACAUGUCCUUCAUCGGCCUGCAGUGCUCGGUCACCGGCUGGGGGAGGACCAAGGAGCAUGGCAGCAACUCCGACCUCCUGCAGACCAUCCGGGUGCCAGUCAUGACCAACAAGAAGUGCCAGCGCGCCUACCGGAAGGUCAACCCGGUCAGCAACGGCAUGAUAUGUGCUGGCUGGGACGAGGGAGGGAUGGGGCCGUGCGUGGGCGACAGCGGCGGGCCCCUGCAGUGCCGCGAGCGCGGGGGGCCGUGGAUUCAGGCCGGCAUCACCUCCUGGGGCGUGGGGUGCGCCGCCCCCUCCUACCCGGGGGUGUACAUCAGGGUGUCAGAGUACCUCGACUGGAUCUACAAGCACCUCGAGAAGACUUAGGGCGGAGCGGCAGUGUUUUAAAACCUGAAGUCAAGGUUGUUUUUGUUAUGUAUUGUUAUUAUCAUCUUCCUCACCAGUUUAUUUAUUUGCUUUCUAAUUCAUUACUGUUCUUAUGUAAAUACAAAACAUAAACUAAUGAAUUAGUUAACCCAAAGUUCUCUUUACGGAAAGAAAUGCGAAAUGCAGUGAAAGUAAUCUUUACUUUGGCAACCGUUAAUUCCACAGAGGAUUACUUCGACCUUGGUUCAUUGGAAGGCAAAUGCGUGUUGCUCACUUCAGUAUACUGUCGGAGUCUGACUGAAAUAUGGACGCUGAUGUUCAAGUUGUAACAGGAAAAGUGUGACAGCUGAUCAACCAUUUUUAUAAAUUGAUUUUUUCCAGUCAAAGAAACGACAGUAUCACCAAGUAUAAUAAGGAAUUUAAGUGGAAAAACAAUCAAAAGUGACAAGUGACAUAUGACUUGAAAAAGUAGAAGACUAAAAUGCGCCUUCAGGAAAAUCAGUGAGCCUAGACAAGGUGUGCAUCAUUACAUAUAAGAGAAUGCGCGAUGGUGUGUAGAGGAAAUUGUGAUAAAUUAGAAAAUAAUACGCCGGUGAAAUAGCUCGUUGAAGAUAUUACUGAUUAAGUUAUGUGUACGUAUUUAUAAUUGUACAAUAGCCAAAAGAUGGCUCAGAGCAUGUGGAAAUUUGAUAAAUUCACUUGAAGGUACGAAAACUAUAUACUGUAUCUAUGAAUAUAUUUUACAUAUUUGACUACCUUAUUCUUCGUAUAUUUCUAGCUGCCUAUGCAUUUCUUCUUUAUUCUAGUAUACAUAUUAAGAAAACCAAUGAGAAAUAUAUGAACAAUUGAUCAAAUAUCUUCUGAAAUUUGAAUUAAAGACUUUCCAAAAAAGGAUGCUAUCAAGACUAACGUUUAUAUUUAAUUGCAAACCGCAAUGUGAAGCAACCCAGUGAAUAUCUAAAUCUACUUUUUGUAUAUUAGGUAUAUUAAAAUAUCUGAGAAAAAUGUGAGACAAUUUGAAUGCUGAAUCAUAAAGAAAUGUAAGACAGUCUUCACAGAGAAGGGUGACUCUCUUAUGUCAAAAGAAUGAAACGUCAAAGUAAUCCUUAUUAAUAUCAUCAGUUCGACAGCAUAAGUGAAUUUUACUUAAAAAAAUAGUAUUUAUAUGAUAGACAACAGAUGCCUUCAAAACAAAUGUACAGUACAUUAUAUUGCGAUUUGUUUAUGACGCACAGCAUAUUCCAUCUGACGAGGAAGCAGACCACAGAAUCUCUUCUUGUCGUUUACCUCAGACUUUGCCUUCCCUUGUGCGCGCGCACUCGCUACUCAGGAAGAAUAUGAAGGUCAGACGCGAUGAAUUCACAUUUACAUCCGUCGACUAUUGGUACUAUAUUUGACUCAUUCAUUGUUCUAGCAGUUCACGACGCUGUAAUACUUUAAGUGAGCUCAUUACUAAACGUAUCCAUUUUCUGCUUCCCUCUUGCAUUUUGGUUAUCCAAACACUCAUAUGCUGUCCAGAGCAUUCUUCGCAUGAUGGUCUUACCUAGAUUGCUACUCAUUUCGUUAUUUACGAAGACCUUAGAGUUGGUUACUUUUUGAUUUUUGCUACAUUCACUGUGUAAAAAACAUUGAUCUAAAAUCAUUUAAUAUCAUUUGCUAAGACGUUUUGACUGAAGAGCUCUGCUUUCAAACGUUUUCCCUUCCUCUCUCAUUCCCGUAUCGUAACCCCCUCUUUCUCUUCGAACAUACAUAUGAAUUAAUUAUGUCUUCCAACAAAAGGCGUCGAAGAGGACAAGAAAGAAGUCCUCUCGUUGCGGAGGGUCAGCCGAGAGGCGCUUCCUGGGCGUAGCGGCCGUACCACAAGUGCCUGCUCCUCAUGUGCAUCGGUACAAGUGCAUGUAGUGCCAUCUGUCGGUGAUGGUUAGGUUAAUGAUUUUAUUUAUUGAUUUAGUUCUCUGAGCAGUGAAAACCAUCAGCGACAAAUUAUUGUUUCGUUGAGUCUUGGUAGUUCUGAGUCAGUCGAGGAUUCCCGCAGCUGGAAAAUCCGUUCUGUUUGCUGCUGUUAUUGUUUUCAUAUUUACUUUUGCUGUUUUUAAUAGUUUUUUUGUUGUUAUUGUUUUUAAUUAUUAAUGUUAUCAUCAUAUUUAGUAUUAUCAUUUCAAAUCCUACUUCUGUAACAUAAAAUUAGGUUGAUGUACCAUGUUAAACGCAAAGAUACUCCAUAGCCUUUAUCUAGCGAAGCUGUGAUACUCACAACUCUAUACUUUUGUGUAUUUAUUUAUUUUCUUAUUUCAUGUAGACAACAAUAUCUUCCCUUCCGGUGAAUCUUAAAAAAGAUAACGAUCCAGAGUGGAUUAACAAUUUCAUAAUUCGUGACAAGAAUCCCCACUUUGCUAUUACAGGCAUUAGUGUGUCGACGAUUCUGUUCCAAUUUCUGCUUUAAAUGAUGCCCUGGUUAUCUUUCUCGUGAUACACCGUAUUGACUGUGAUUUUGUUAUAACCUUGACGUGACCAGCACGUCUAUUGUAGAGAGUUCAAAUAUAUAUUUAAUAGGAAA
This is a messenger RNA of Penaeus chinensis, 3941 nucleotides long. Its product is annotated as mast cell tryptase-like. Gene Ontology annotation, biological process: proteolysis. The transcript has 7 exons. Gene Ontology annotation, molecular function: serine-type endopeptidase activity. NCBI's taxonomy places the organism in Eukaryota, Metazoa, Arthropoda, Malacostraca, Decapoda, Penaeidae. The coding region runs from base 419 to 1384 and encodes 321 amino acids. The record is from RefSeq and is a predicted model, not a curated record.